AGACCAUUCUAGAACUUUUGUGACACAAUCGAAUAGCCACUUUACUCCCACUUUCGUCUUCAUCCGAGAACGUAGGUUUCCUGUUCAUGAUCUCUUUCUAAUAUUUCACCUUAUACUUGCUGGUCCUCAACAUAUGAGAUUUUCUUGAGGGUUUUGGAAUAAAACUUGCAUCAGUUAUCAGCCAAACAAAAUGACUACUUCUAAAGAAACCAAAUUGAGCAUGAAGCUUUUGAUUGACACCACGGCUCGCAAAGUCCUAUUUGCUGAGGCUGAAAAAGAUUGUGUUGAUUUCCUCUUUCACAUUCUCUCUUUGCCAGUGGGAACUGUCACUAGACUUCUUAAGGAGAAAGAAAUGAAAUGUGGAUGCUUGCCUAACCUCUACGAAAGCGUCGAAAAUCUUAAUGACAAGUACAUUCAAUCGAACCAAUGCAAGGAUAUCCUUUUAAAACCCAAAUCUUCAGUUGGGAAUAUCACGUCAGUUCCUUUUCUAUUGCUUAAUGACGUUCCGACACCUGAGAGGAGUUUCUAUUGUUGUUCCUACAAUAGUGGUCACUAUACUGUUUCUGAUGACCCUAGUGCUCUAUGUCCUACUUGUCAGUAUAGUAUGUCAAGAAAGUUGACGUAUGUUGCUCCGCCGGAUUCAAAGGAAGCUGAGGCAGCUACUGGUGGUUUUGUGAAGGAUGUAAUCACAUGUAUGGUGACGGAUGACUUAGUGGUUAAGCCCAUGUCCACCAUUUCUAGCAUUGCCCUUCUCAACAAGUUUAGUGUCCGGGAUAUUGCUGUGCUGCAGGAGGAAGUAGUAAGUAUUGGAAUGGAAGAGGCGCUGGAGUUGCUGAAAGCAUCUUUCGAGUCGAAAACAGUUCUGACAAGUGUUUUCAUGAGCCGCAUAAAAAUGGAGAAAUAGUCAUAAGAGAAAAUGGAAUUGGGUGUUUCAGUUGAGUAAUUGCCUUAAGUAGUAGUGGUUUUCUUUUGUUUCAUUCCCGCUUGAGUUGAUUCUGAUUUGUAGGUUCAUCUAUUGUUAAAUCGUACUUAUGUAUAGCUUGAGCUUCUUAUGUCCUCUGUUUUCAUCUUGUGUUACAGAGCAUAGCUCCCUUGCGCUUCCACAAUAGUCGCUAUGAGUAGCCAUUGGAAGUUUGUAAGAGUAACCUUGAACAUCAUUGUUCAGCCACUUAAGUUGCUCAGAUUUCGUGUCUGUUUAUCCACAAUGCAAUUCCUAUGGUUUGGUUUUGACUUCAA
This is a messenger RNA of Nicotiana tabacum (common tobacco), 1236 nucleotides long. RefSeq lists its product as uncharacterized. The record is from RefSeq and is a predicted model, not a curated record. Lineage: Eukaryota; Viridiplantae; Streptophyta; Magnoliopsida; Solanales; Solanaceae.